AAUGUCAGAUCAAAGCUCAUCUAGUGAACAGUACACCUUAAAACAUUGAACUUUCGGUCUGCAGUAGCAUAUAUUUCGUAGUCGAAGAUGGAAGAAGCUUCAGUUCUUCCCGCGGUUCCAGAACGGAAGCCAUGUGGUGUGUUCAAGCCGCCGUCCAUCUACCAAAAGCUGAUGGUCGACAACCUGACCGUCAUCCGACCGCCCAUCCUGAAGAUCUUCUACUGGGAGAGCUUCGACAUAACAGGCCUCAAUCGGAAGCUGCGUUCGAACAGCAUAGAGCAUGAGCAUACAUUCAAGAUCCCUAUACGCCAGAUCCACAGUCAUCCCCUGAAAAUGGUCUUCUGGCUUCGAAAUCUAUCGGCCACGAACGCCAAGUUGACUCUUAAGCGGAUCCAGAACUGCCAAUGCCAGCCGCUGCAGACCCAAGUCGGAUUCAACCAGUUCCGCCAGCUCUUCCACUGCCCACACCGCAGACUAGUUCACAUCAACCAGGAGAUCCUGUCCAUCAAACCGGAUGAGGUGGUGGCCCUCACCGUAACGGCCUACUUCUUCUUGUACGGCGAACACCUGCUCACCUACGAAGUGCAUACCGAAGACCAUCGCAAGUUUCUAUGGCACUUUCAUCUGGAGAUCUCGUCCUUCGACGCCGAAAAGUGUCUACUUACAAAGGAGUUGCUGCCGGUAAACAUUAAAAACUACUACCACAUAACGCAGCCGUUGUGGGUCCAAAAUAUCACCAUGUCCCACUUGGCCUUCUCGUUUGCUUCGAGGGAUCGUGGCCUGAAGCUGCUCAACAUGAAUCUCACCGUGCCUCGCCAGAGUGUGUGGCCCCUUCUGGUGGACUAUCGACCCCUGGACUACGAAAAUGAGGCGGAAAUCGUCUUAACUUAUGAAAAUACCAAGGCCCGCUACAAGAUUAAAGCACGAGGUGUGUUGACCGACGAGAAGGAGCAGACGGACAUGCCUUUGAAGGAGCAGGAAUGCGCCGACUUCCUGCACGUCAUCUAUCCCAAUAGAUUAAACUUCGAAGUCUGCCUGCGUGAGGAUCGGACGCAGCUGGUCAACGUCCACAACUAUGGACAGCAAUGCAUGGAGUUUCGAUGGCAGAGCUACAUAAUCAACGAUUUCUUCUCGGUUGUGUUUAACCCGCCAAUUUUCCGCCUCAAGGGCCACCACUCGAAGCUGUGCGAGAUCCGGGUGACGGUGUUCGACCGACUGGUGCACUUCCGCCGUAUUCCCAUCGUGAUGGAGGUGCACCGCAUCCUUGAUCGCGCCACCAUCAUAGCAAAACAGGAGCUCGAGGAGGUGGAGUCCAUCGACGACCCCAAAUGGAAGGAGGACAGCUACGUGGAGCACGUUUAUCUCCACCUGAAUAUCCGUUCCACCAUUAAGCCCGCUAUGGACUCUGAGGAGGUGGAACCGGGCGAUAGGAUCGAUCCCACGGCUGGUCCUGAGCCCUGUGCCCAAUUUGGUCCUGGCGAAGGCACCAGAGACCACGGCUCCGGUGAUGGUCCACCGACACGUGCACCGACCAGCGAGGAGCAGCGCAAAGAGGCCGAGCGCAAGGAGCUGAUCACCCGACUGGUGGCCAAGAACAAGCUCAAUCCCAACGAGGUCAUCGAGCUCAGCAUGGCCAUCGACCAGCGAAUCACCAUUUUCGAGAAGCUCUUCUGGAAGUACCUCAGCAAGUCCAAGUUCAUGCGCAUCAAUAGCGACCGCAAGCGGCAGAAGGUGGUCAAGACCUACGAGCAGGUGGUGUCCCCGGAUAAGACGACUCCUCUGGAGGCAGCCUCGGAAAUUGAUCGAAAUCAUAUCAUGGAUCUGCUGUCCCGACUGAUGCAGGAGGCCAUCAACGACUUGGCCAAGAACUGGGUCUUUAUUCCGGCGCAGUACUACGAACGCAACCAUUAAAAGUUUCCUCCGUUAACUAAA
This is a messenger RNA of Drosophila yakuba, 1932 nucleotides long. RefSeq lists its product as uncharacterized. The record is from RefSeq and is a predicted model, not a curated record. The transcript has 6 exons. NCBI's taxonomy places the organism in Eukaryota, Metazoa, Arthropoda, Insecta, Diptera, Drosophilidae. The coding region runs from base 88 to 1911 and encodes 607 amino acids.